Paraglomus brasilianum is the source of this 620-nucleotide messenger RNA. The record is from the annotation of a GenBank genome assembly. Lineage: Eukaryota; Fungi; Glomeromycota; Glomeromycetes; Paraglomerales; Paraglomeraceae.
AUGUCUUCCAUUUCAGACACUACUCUUGAAACAGUUGUAUCUUCGUACUUCGUCAAUACACCAUGCGCAAAGUGGUCAUACAAUAGUUUCGUUCCUCCUCAAGAUAACUCGAGCAUGGGGAAAGAAAGAAAAGAAACUUCCAAAUAUUGGGAUCAGAUAAAGGCAGAGCUGUUGAGUAAGAAUGUGAAGAACGCAAAAGUGAUGCUUAGAAAAAAAAGGUCUGCUUUCAAGCUCAACUCACAAGUUGAUGUAUUUGAUGUGUUGGAUGCAGUACAUGUACAACAAGUUGACCAGGUCAUAGUAAUAGAUGAGGUCCAUUCAAAGAAAAAAUCCAUUGAGGAAGAUAUAGAGGAAGUAGUUGAUGUGGAUAUACCAGAAAACAGGAGUGAAACAACUGACAUAGGAUGUGUAGAAACGGAAUCUGUGGCAUUGACAUUGACAGUGGAGCCUGACAUACAGACAGGUGGAGAGGGAAAUAUUGAUGAACAAGACAUCAAUGCAUCAGAAGAGGUGUCCCAACCAGAAAACACUUCAGCUAUUGAACAUGUUGACUGGAUUUAUAUUAAGGAACAAAUAGAUAAUUACCAUGCCACAAUUGCAGCUGACAAAAAAGAGUUUAA